CUGUUGAAAAUACUUAUGUAUUUAAAUAUGUAUUUGUAUUUGUAUAUGUGCAUAUAAAAUGCACUCAUAAGCUUAUUAUACUUUAUUUACCAGCUUCGCAUAAUUGUAAUACUUAUAAGCAUAUUCUUGAUACAUUAAACAGUCAGUCCACUCAUAAACCUCAAACCGUCGUGUUCUUUAUUCUCUCUCUACAUGGUAGCAGAGCAAGGUUACUGCUGUAGUGUCGGGUGUCGGAAUUAAAUAAAUAAAAUAAAAAUCAAAAGUGCAAAAUCUGCUGUAAUAAUAAAAAUAAAAUAACGCUUCAAGUAAGACUUUGAAUUAAUAUACAUAUACAUAUAUAUAAAAUUUAUAAGUGAAAUUAUAAGUUAAAAUGGAAAAGGGUUUUGAAGUAGAGAAACUCAAAGGCCAGGAAAAUUUCCACAACUGGUGUUUCGCAAUAAAAAAUAUAUUAGCAUUCAAAGGUCUGCAUAAGUGUAUAACCGAUCCUGUCACAGAAACAAACGCUGAGAAAUUAACUAAUUGCAAAGCCCUGUUAGCUCUAAGCGUAGCGCCAUCGCUGUACGUUCACAUAUCCAGAUGUGAAACAGCGCUAGAAAUAUGGCAGAAACUAAAAAAUCUGUAUGAGGACAAAGGCUUAACAAGAAAAAUUGGGUUAUUAAGAGGCCUGAUCUCUUGCAGAUUAGAAGACUGCGAGAACAUGCAAUCAUACAUUGAUAGAAUUAAAGAUAAUUCUAAUAAAUUAAAUGAAAUUGGUUUUGAGAUAAAUGAGGAUUGGCUGACGGCGAUAGUAUUGGCUGGUUUAACUGAUGCAUAUAAACCAUUUAUAAUGGGAAUUGAAGCAUCAGACUCACAAAUAAAAUCAGAAACAAUAAUCGCUAAACUGUUGGACUCUGAUACCAACACAACCACAAAAAGUGAUGCAUUUCUUAGUAAAAAAAGGUACGAAAAUAAGCAAAAAUACUUACAAAAGAAAAAAUGCACAACUUGUGGAAAGAAACAUGCAGGGGAAUGUCACUACAAGAAAAAUAAUGCACAAAAUGGCACAGCAAAAAAUGCAUUCACAGCGUUAUUAACGAAAAGAAAUAACGACGACUGGUAUCUAGACAGUGGUGCAUCGUCUCAUAUGACACCAAACGAUAAUUUGCUCACUAGCAAAAAAAAUUCACUCGUUGACAAAAUAAUGUCAGCAAAUGGAACAGCUAUGACAGUAAGUUGCGUUGGCAAAACAUCACUGAAUAUCAACGGGCAAGAAAUUGUAGUUAACGAAAUUCUACACGUGCCGAUUUAUCAGUAA
Molecule: messenger RNA, 1294 nt
Organism: Rhagoletis zephyria (snowberry fruit fly)
Lineage: Eukaryota; Metazoa; Arthropoda; Insecta; Diptera; Tephritidae
Source: RefSeq, a predicted model, not a curated record